Messenger RNA from Halichondria panicea, 1555 nucleotides. RefSeq names its product short-chain collagen C4-like. Bases 655 to 1440 code for a protein of 261 amino acids. The transcript is spliced from 2 exons. The record is from RefSeq and is a predicted model, not a curated record. Lineage: Eukaryota; Metazoa; Porifera; Demospongiae; Suberitida; Halichondriidae.
CUCGACGAUCCAUUAAACGCUAUAAUUAUAUGAACUGAAUACCGAACUGUAAUAAUUAUGUACUAGUAUAGCAGUAAAUCAGUAGGAUUUAGGUUCACUAUUGCAAAAUCUCACGAUUGAUAUUGUUGAACUCCGGCCUUACCAAAUGCUAUGCAACAGUAACUUGAAAUGCAUGUUUAUAAACAUGACACCUAAUCACAACAUGCAGGUAGAAACAUAAUGGGUACAGGAAGAUGUGUGUAUAGGAAUCAUAUGAUGUCUUUUAGUGGAUCCAUUAACUUAUAAUUAUUGUGAAAAUUGUCUAGCAACAGACAACAUGGUAAUCACGAGUUAGGGUCUUUUGUUAAUCGCUUAGGCCAUAAAAAUAAACUGCUCUAUAUAAUUAUAGAAGCUAUAUAUAGCUAUAUGCAAGAGAUAGUGCAUGUAGUGUAGUGAGUUGGUACACACAUUUCAUAACGACAUUUUACAUUGCUAUGCAUAAAAAAUUAUGUUAUCUCCCAACUAUAGAAAAGUCCUCCCACCAAUGCAACACACUGUAUUAUGGUUCCGGAAAUGCUACAAGCAGUGAAUAUGCUACACCUAAUGCAAAGAGUGUAUAAAAAGGAGACGGUUAUUUUGAAUUGUGACGAGUACGUCUCUAGCUGACAAUCAGUCAUGAUGAAAUCUGGCCUUCUCUUAUUUGUUACUUUUGGAGUCUUCAGCUCUAUGCAGCUAUUUACACGGGCACAAGAGUCGGGAUCAGUGGCUGUUGGUAGGACUCCUAGCGUCAGUGUCCUUCGUGGUCGUGAUGGCAGGGAUGGGCCACGAGGAAGAGACGGACGUGAUGGAGUGCAAGGAGUAGUGGGCCCAAGAGGAUCCCCUGGAAUGAAUGGACCUCCUGGUACAUCUAGAGCCCCUGGACCAAAGAGUGGGGGUGUGGUCUACACCAAGUGGGGGAAGAUUACCUGCAGAGAUGGAGCUAUUCUAGUCUAUGCUGGAGUAAUGGCUGGAAGUCAUCACAUAAAAAAUGGAGGUGGCACCACACGACUGUGUAUGCCCAAUGAUCCCGACUACACACUCCCAUUCAUUAGUGGUGUGCAGAGCUACAGCCCACUCUACAGUGUCGAAUAUCAAGCUACUGUUCGAAAUGUUAACCACGACAUUCCUUGUGCUGUGUGUAUGGUGCCCACUAAAGACCUUGUGCUAAUGGUACCCGGCAAGAGCUCUUGUCCAGCUGGAUUCACGAGAGAGUACUAUGGCUACCUCAUGUCGGAGAGGGUGCAUGUUAAUCAUCACCGAUCUACAUUUGAAUGUGUUGAUAAAGAUCUCGAGUCUGUGCAUGGAAGUUCACAUCAUCAGGGACAUGGUCUGUUUGGUCAUGUUGAGGCUGUGUGUAAUGCACUCGCUUGCCCUCCUUACAACAAUUACAAAGAGAUUAACUGUGCUAUGUGCACAAUGUAGCUGUUCUAUAUGAACCGAUUGAAAACACUCUGGAGUAUGUAGACUAAUAUAUAUACUCAGUUAAAAUGUCUAUACAUGUGAGAUUGAUAUGGAAGAACUCCGGCCUUGUUGUCAA